This is a messenger RNA of Mizuhopecten yessoensis (Yesso scallop), 2870 nucleotides long. Its product is annotated as aryl hydrocarbon receptor-like. The record is from RefSeq and is a predicted model, not a curated record. Gene Ontology annotation, molecular function: RNA polymerase II transcription regulatory region sequence-specific DNA binding; DNA-binding transcription factor activity, RNA polymerase II-specific. Bases 1 to 2070 code for a protein of 689 amino acids. Gene Ontology annotation, biological process: regulation of DNA-templated transcription. Lineage: Eukaryota; Metazoa; Mollusca; Bivalvia; Pectinida; Pectinidae. The transcript is spliced from 8 exons.
AUGUCUUUAAAUGAAUUAAAGAUAUCUCAUAUUCUUGACGGAUUUCUGCUUGUUGUUUCCACUGACGGUACCAUACUGUACGCCUCUGAUAACGUGCUGCAGUAUCUCGGCUUCAAUCAAGUCGACCUUCUUCACAGAUGCAUCUACGGAGUUGUACAUCCAGACGAUCACUUAGAUCUGAAAUUAGUUUUUGAACAGCCGCCACUCCCUGGGGAUUCAAGAUGUCGGCAGGAAAGGGGAGACAAUCAAGAAACGGCCAGGCCGGCAUCGUUUAUUUGCAGGAUGAAGUGUUUUAAUGGAACAACCGCAGGCUACCUGAAAAUACACUGCGUUGGAAAAGUUGACAAUUUUCCUGAACUGUCCUCUAAGUCAGCAGGGAGUUUCCCUCAGGUCAUCCGACUCUACUGCCAGCCAUUUAUGCUAACCGGAAAUGACAUAAAUGACGAUGCCAAGCAGAAUGUAUUUUGGAGUAAACAUGAUAUGGACCUGAAAAUAAACGAACUUGAUAAAAAAGCGGCAGCCCUGACCGGAUAUGACGUCGACGAAUUAGAUGGUCGUUCCGUUUAUGAUUUUGUUCAUCCAGAAGACGUCGCUGCAUUCGCGUCAUGUCACAAAUCUCUUGUAGAGAGCACAGAAGUUCAGACAAUGUAUUUCCGGUUAAUUACCAAAAACAGUGGUCUAAUAUGGUUACAUUCCCGAGGGAAGGUCAUCAGCAAGAACUCCAAGAAGUUCUCCAUUGUGUUCACACAUUGUCCAGUCAGGGAGGAAGAUAGCACAUUCCUACAGCAAGAGUCGACAAUUCGUCAGCGAUUUGCUAUACAUGACCUUCUUCAAUUGGUCCAAUAUGGCUACUGUUCCAGUAAUAAACGAACAAAUACUGACCGCAAUGACAGCAUGGUCAAUCAAAAGACCAAUGGUCAGAUGUGUACUCCGCACAUAGGCUUCACUGAGGAUGCAUCGUUGUCUUUCUACAGUGCUCUUGUCAGUUGUCCGUCCUCUCUACACGCCAUGUCGGACAGACACUCUCCUGUUCUACCGUCAACUCACGUAGCGCAUAAAAUCACUCAGCGGGAGAAACAACUCCAGUUCCAGGAGUUCAGGAGAAGACAGGAGUUUGAACAAGAACGCAUUGUCUCAGAACAAUCGACGGUAGAUUUUCUCCCAUAUCACUGGCAAAUGCAGCAGCAGUCCGACACUUUUGCACAGCAGCAGCAACAGCCACAAACAGAAGAAAGUCGGCGUCAGCAGCAGUAUUGUAUUCGUCCACGUCCCGAACUGAACGUUUGCGAAACAAAAACAAUCAAAUCAGAGCCGGGAUACGAUGCACCAUAUCAGCCAUGCUCUUACAAUCCAUACCUUGUUUUUCAGGAUCCUCGAACCAACCAUGUAAAUUAUAGACCUUGUGUGUCAUACGAACCUUCAGUAUGCCCUCACCCUUCGUCCGAUCAACUGUUGUUUCAUCUACCACCUUCUCCACCUGUAUCACCCAGGAGGUUCGCACCAGAUGGAUAUGCCAUGUAUUCUUCUCAUCAACCAACUUACUAUCCCUCUAGGUUUCAUCCCUCCUCCCAACGAGUUGUAUACAGUAUCGAUCCAAAUCGGUAUCACUUCCCCCCAACUUACCAUAAUGUGAUUGGAGCUGCCAAUAGCCAGCCGAUCUCGACUAUCAUGACAGGUUCUGGUGCAGGAAAACGUUUUGAACCAACCCCAAAUGUGACUGGUACAACUGCGAGCAAUCACACAAAACCACAUGCAAAUAUCAGACUAUCUAUGCACUGCGAUUACUCUACGCCGAAACUACAAGGGUCAAUAGGGUGUGAUGACACCAAAUUCAAUCCGUACUCUUCUUUACAUCAUCUUCAUUCUGUACAUUCACAAAGGCAACGAAUGCAGCAGCAAGGAGCAUGUGGACAUAACAACCAGAUUGAGGAGGAGAGUAUACAAUACGACAUUGAGGCUUCCAUACACAUGAAGAUAGUUGACAACUCGAUGCAAAAAUGUGUAGACAAUAAACAAGAGGUAGACCUUCCGUCGAUUGGCAGUUUUCUAGAUUAUCUCAAUGACAGUUAAUGAUGUUUGAUUUUUCAAUCAAAUGCUCGGAACUGUGUGACUUUAAACCACUGGCGGUAUUUGAGGUUUAUUAUCAAACUGACAUCAUUGGUAAUACGUAUGACAACACCAAGUUGUGUUCGUUGUCCUGAAUCAAUCAAUUUUCGUUGUUGUCUUAAACCCAUUAACUGUUUUGUUAUUUUAAACUCAUUAAUUCUUUUGUUUUUAAUCCAUUAUUUAUAUAAUGGAUUGAUAAUUACCUACGUUUCAUUAAAUGAUGCCUUGUAGACCGGAAGUACAAAUAAACAUGGAAUAUCUUUCCCUGAGAAGGAGCAUACCAUUGUGAUGGCCAAUUUAUUUUGUUUCAGACGUAUAGCAAACAAAUAUUGUUUCACAGCCGGCCUUUGUGUAUUUGUCUUAUAUUUUCAUAGAAAUGUUUCCGUAAAGAAGUACUUAACAUUGUAACGUCCAUGUAAUGUCGUCAGGUCUUGCCUUCGAUUUUUAUCGGUGCCUUUAUUCAUCUCUGUACAAAUAUAUUUCAUUUACAGGGAAAUGGCACUUUAACAAUUACGUAAUUUUGAAUGUUCUGUUCUGUUGUUUAUUUGCUUCUGACGUGAAUUAUAUCAGUAUAUCUUGCUGAGAUGAAUUGCUUGUUUUUAAACGUAUCAACUAUAUUGUAACGACGCGAAAUGUUCACAUUUAAGUGUUGUUUUUAAUAAGGAUGUCUCGAUGAAUCUUCAGUUCUCACUUUCAGAACGCACUUCGCCAAAAGCAAGAGUACAUGCACAAUAAUGAUUUGCUAAUUAAACAUUUCUUUAUUA